Messenger RNA from Aphanomyces astaci, 1803 nucleotides. RefSeq lists its product as hypothetical. The coding region runs from base 1 to 1749 and encodes 582 amino acids. The transcript has a single exon. The record is from RefSeq and is a predicted model, not a curated record. Lineage: Eukaryota; Oomycota; Saprolegniomycetes; Saprolegniales; Verrucalvaceae.
AUGAGAACUACCGAUCGAGGAAUGGAUCUGCAAGAACGUGUGUCGUACAUCCAGUCCGCCGCGAACGACAAGGCCGCUGGCGACUACGAUGAAGCCAAGACACCUGGCGAGCUCGAAGAGGGAGCCCUGGUUGAAGGGGGCGCCCUGGACCUGUUCUCCCGUGAAGCCAUGGGCCUCUUCGCUCAAUAUGCCGCCAUCGGCAUCAUCUACGGCAUGAUUCCAUCGCUCAACUACCCCAUUUUCAACGUGUACCUGCAAUUGGAAGGCUAUCAGACAGCAUCGUACAACACCCUCGUGACUUUGGGGUGGUCGUUCAAAGUGUUCAUGGGCAUGUUGUCGGAUUGUUACCCAAUCUUUGGCUACCGCCGCAAGUCGUGGAUGUUGAUCGGGUGGACGGCCACGAUGAUCUGCUUGACGAUCAUGACGUUCUCUUCGUUGGGUGACCCGUAUUGCAACCGUGAAAAGGCCGAGGAGCGAAAUUCCAACGCGUGCACCAAGCCGUACUCGAACGCGUCGUUGAAGGACCAUGACUUGUUCAACCUCAGCGCGCCAGACAACGGGGGCUUGUUUAUCAUUCUGUCCAUGUUUGUGUCGGUGGGGUACGUCACGGCUGCGUGUGCGUCCGACGCCAUGGUGGUGCAGUACGCCCAGCGCGAACCGCUGGCCAUCCGCGGUCGAGUUCAAACGGCCAUCUACACAGUACGCACCUUAGCCGGCAUUAUCUCGUUGAUCGUGACCGGGUUCGGGCUGAACAGCGCUAACUACAACGGGUCGUUCUCGUUCUCGAUGGCCCCCAAUGUUCCGUACGCCAUCUGUUUGAUUCCGUGCGUGUUCGUGGUGCUCUCGACGGUGUUUGUCGUCGAAGAGAAGAAAUCGCCUGGCGUACCAGUCUCGGAAUGGGCGAACAACUUCUGGGUGUUGCUUCAGAAGCGCGUGAUGUGGCAAAUCUGCGCCUUUCGUUUCAUCAACAACAUGUUCCAAAGCAUCGGGUCCACGGCCGGGACGCCUUUGUCCAGCACUUGGGCUGGCGUUGAGCCGUUGAACGACUCGUUGUCGUCCAUCAUUGGGAACGCCAUCUUUUCUGCCAUUUUGAUUGUAGUGGCCAAGUGGGGAUUGCACUGGAACUGGCGGUGGACCAUCGCCCUCGGCUCCAUUGGUGUGAUUCUCGUCGAUGGGAUGGUUAUCUUUUUCACGAUCUGGGACGUCGUGCGCAACCAGUGGUUCUUCACGGGUGUGGCUUUGGCCGACAACAUCCCUGGCGGUGUGCGCUUCAUUGUGGCGACGUACUGCGCCGUGGAAAUUGCCGAUGUCGGCAAUGAGGGGGCCACGUAUGGCUUGGUCACGACCGUGUCUAACUUGGCGGGGCCAUUUGCAUCUGUCAUUUACAAGUACAUCGACUCGUACUUUAUGCUGUCGCAAGACGACCUCAGGGCCGAUACGACCGAAGUGCGCUGGGACGUAACGUACUCGUACAUCAUCUCGUUUGGGUGCAAGUUGAUUGCGUUGACGUGGCUGUGGAUGUUGCCCCCUCAACGGAAUGAAAUGCAAGAGCUCAAGAAGAAGGGUGGCAAGAGUAAGUUGGCUGGGGUCAUUUUGAUCGUGGUCUUUACGUGUUGUUUGGCGUUCUCGGUGGCGUCGAGUAUCAUGUCCAUCUACCCUUCAACCAAAUGCUAUCGCAUCGCUGGUGGCAAUGGAAAGUUGGACCCCAACACGGGCAACUGUCCAUUGGUCAAGGCCAACAAGGGCUAGACGCAUUCUGGCGAGUGUAAAAUUGUGUUAAAUACAUAUCAUACAUCAAUUGUG